Orbicella faveolata is the source of this 1409-nucleotide messenger RNA. RefSeq names its product fibroblast growth factor 1-like. Lineage: Eukaryota; Metazoa; Cnidaria; Anthozoa; Scleractinia; Merulinidae. Gene Ontology annotation, molecular function: growth factor activity. The record is from RefSeq and is a predicted model, not a curated record.
CCGUAGAAAUAAAGCUGCGUUUUCAAUUUUUUCCGGCGUAGUGGAGACAACUUCCAUUUUGAUCUUGAUGCCACGCAUUUCAACGAAUCGAGCGCUGAAUUAACAAGAGAGUGGUCUCACUAAUAUUAAUUAUUUCUUCUGUAAAUUGUUCUGCCAACGCGUUGCUAAAACUAAAAAUAUCCUCGGCUGAGAAUGAUGUUUACGGGUUAAGUGUUAAGUGUUGUAUUUUUAACUAGAUGCAGGCCCCCUUCUGCAACAUGCUUUAAAAUUUAUUUCUGUACAAUUUUAAUUCCCAUCAAUGCAGUCAACCAUGAACUCCAUACAGCUCCUGCUUUUACUUCUUCAACUCUUUUGCUUUACGGAGACAAACAUUUCAGCUGCACCGCUCAACGGAGCGAAAACACAGAAGAAAGAUGCAAGGAUGUCCAAGGAUUACCAAUCAACCUCAAUGGCUAAAUACGACAACAACAAGACCAGAAGCUCUUUCCAGAAAACGUUCCUUUUCAGGAAGCAGAAAUGGCCACAGCAGUCUUUAGAAACGUCUUUUAAACGCGUUCGCAAGAUCACAAAACGCCCGACAGCUACGACACACUGUAAAAUAUUCUGCCGUAGCGGCUAUCAUCUUCAAAUCCUUCCCAGUGGGGUAGUGAAGGGGACAGUUGACCAGAGCAGCAAGUAUGUGUUGUUUGAGAUGCAGUCAUUCGGUCCCAGUCUCGUCAGACUAAUGAGUACAGCGACGGGCAGAUACCUAUCCAUGAGAAGAGACGGGACCCUUCGCGGGUUGCGUAGCCAAAGUCACCGGGAUUCACUUUUCAAAGAAACACAUGAACAGAACGCGUUCCACUCGUACGCGUCACACAAGUAUUACCGACAACAGCCUCAUGACAUGCUGGUUGGCAUCAAGAGAAACGGACAGAUAAAACGAGCCACGAAAACCUUGCACGGACAAACUGCGACGCAAUUUGUUGUCAUCAAAUUUUGAUAGUUUGAGAAUCAACUGUCUGACAAAAUCGCUACAAGCAUUUAGGAGACUGACUACCGAAAAACCGGCAACGAAAUGAAAUCAUCAGAAGCAAAUUCUGAUAAAUUCAGGAUCAAACAGAUAUGUUCGACAUCGAUCUUCUGUAGAUCUUAAAAAAAGAACUGUUAAUGAAAUCUGAUAGCGUUGUAGAUUUAAUUUAUUUAUCAAUUUAUAGAUUGAUUACAUCUUUUUUUUCAAUUGCAUGUAAAUUAGCUUAAAUUAUUGCAUCGCAAAAUGACAGCGCGUUUAUCUUCAUAGUCCAGUCCCUGACUCGUCCCCAGCCGUCUCUCGCUCCCGUUAGAGACUCACGCCUGGGGACGAGUCAGGCCCAGCAGGGCGGAAAAAGUACAUAUAAGCGCCCUGGGUCCAGUCCCUGAACUCUCCCUUC